This is a messenger RNA of Penicillium vulpinum, 2472 nucleotides long. RefSeq lists its product as uncharacterized. NCBI's taxonomy places the organism in Eukaryota, Fungi, Ascomycota, Eurotiomycetes, Eurotiales, Aspergillaceae. Gene Ontology annotation, molecular function: chromatin binding. The record is from RefSeq and is a predicted model, not a curated record. Gene Ontology annotation, biological process: mitotic DNA replication checkpoint signaling; DNA repair; DNA damage checkpoint signaling. The coding region runs from base 1 to 2472 and encodes 823 amino acids. The transcript is spliced from 2 exons.
AUGGACGGUCGUCCACCUAAAAGACAACGCAGGUCUAAGGAUUCAAAGCAGGAUGAGCCGAAAAUAAAAUCAAAAAAAGCUCCCACCGUCAUUUCAGGUAGCUCCAGCCCUAUCGAACCAACCGAACCCUUCAGCCUCUCACGACCAAAACCCUCCUACUCGCGCGGCACAACACCAUCAACCCGGCUCCCCUCGUCCUCACCCUCUCCAAACAAAAAGAUCAAAUCGUCACCGAAACCAGACUCAAAAUUAAAGUCCCUGCACAGCUUCUUCCAGCCUUCCACAGAGGGACAGCGAUGGGCGCAAAAGACCGAGAAGCAGCCCCUCCCGCCAGUCAGGGAGACUGUCGAUGUGGACCUGAUUGAAGACGAUUACGACUCCUACGAUGAAAUAUUUACACAACAUCUAGCCAAUGAGCGAACGGCAAUGGGUACCGUGAGCUCUAGCCAGACACGUCAGCCUGCGCCAAAGCCUGCGCCAAAGCCAAAGGCUCCAGUCAACCCGCGCAAGACGACAAAACGGUUCCUUCUGCCUAAGGACUCUGGGUAUAGCACUGCGAAGAAGCCCAUGGUUGCGCAGCCGGCUGGUGAAUUGGACCGUCGACCAUGGGCUCAGCGGUUCGCUCCUGCCAACCUAAGCGAGUUGGCCGUUCACAAGAAAAAGGUCUCGGAUGUACAGCAUUGGUUGGAGGAUGCGUUUGCUGGGAGGCGCUCUGAGAGGUUACUCGUCCUACGGGGUCCGGCAGGCAGUGGGAAAACGACCACUGUGUCCCUACUCUCUGAAUCAAUUGGUUACGACAUUGUCGAGUGGAGGAAUCCCCCGGUUUCAGAAUUUGGAGCUCGCGAUUAUCAAUCCGUGAGCGCGCACUUUGAAGAGUUUCUUGGACGGGGUAAUAAAUUUGGAGGGCUCGAUCUCGAAAAUGCCAGCGAGCUCGAUCCCCAGAAAGAUGCGAAACCUCGGGACAAGCGGAUUCUUCUUAUAGAGGAGUUUCCAACUGUGCUUGGCCGGGCGUCCUCAGCCCUCACGGCGUUUCGGACGUCUCUUCAACAAUAUUUGGCUGCCUCUGCGAAUGAUCAUGCCCGGGGCAGUUUUGGAUCGAAUCAUCCGCCUAUCGUGAUCAUCGUGUCUGAGACGUUGUUGGGAUCUGCGUCAUCAGUUUUAGAUAACCUGACAGUUCACCGGUUACUAGGGCCUACGAUCUACAAUCACCCUGGGACAACGAUAUUGGAUUUCAAUAGCAUUGCACCGACUUUUAUGCACAAGGCUUUGCGGUCUAUCUUGGACAGACAAGCGCGGAACUCUAGACGUGUUCAAAUACCUGGACCUGGUGUUAUAGACAGUAUCUCUGAAAUCGGCGAUAUCCGCAGUGCAAUAUCCGCUCUCGAAUUCCUCUGUCUCAAGGGGGACGAUACGGGGAGAUGGGGAGGCAGCGUGGCCAAAAUAAAGAAAGCUCGAGGCGAGGUUGCUUUGACGGCGAUGGAGAAAGAGUCUCUCAAGAUGAUAACUCAGAGAGAGGCGAGUCUGGGCAUGUUCCACGCCGUUGGAAAGAUCGUGUACAAUAAACGCAUGGACCCGAGUCUAAUCGAGGGCGAUUUCGAGAUCCUUCCACCACCGCCGGAGUAUCUGCGCCAGUAUGCACGACCAAAGGCUUCGCAGGUAUUGGCGAAUGAUCUGGUCGACGAGACCGGGACCGACAUAUCAACGUUCAUCAGUGCUCUACAUGAGAACUACGUCCCCUCCUGCGAUGGGGAUGAUUUUACGGACUAUCUCAACGACUGCAUCGAUGCACUCUCCGAUAGUGAUAUCCUCAGUGCUGAUCGCCGACCAGGGCAAGGAGCACGGGCCGGAAUAGGAACUGGAAUUCCCUCUUUUGGUAGCGGUGUUGACGUGCUCAGACAGGAGGAAAUCAGUUUCCAAGUUGCGGCGCGUGGUCUUCUUUUCGCACUUCCUUACCCAGUCAAGAGAAAGGUUGGGUCUGGAACUGGACGAAGCCGCGCGGGCGAUGCAUACAAGAUGUUUUACCCAGCAUCUCUGCGAUUGUGGAGAGAGGCCGAGGAAAUCGAUGGACUGAUCGACUCAUGGACAAACCGAUUACUCGAUCCUUUUGGACAGCAGCAUCUUUCUCAAAAUGGCUCUGAUCUUAUGGGUGUCAGUUCCUGGAGAAAUCUUCAGGUGGGAAGGUCGGCAUCGGCUAACUCAGGGAACAAAGAUGAUACUUCGAGUAUGGUCACGAUGAUGCCUCGGAAUGAUCUACUGCUUCAUCAACUGCCCUAUAUGGCUGCAAUCCGACGCCAGGACCCGGAUUGCUGGCAGUUGAAUAAGAUCACUAACAUUCGCGCCAACGAGAAUCUUCGUAAUGAUGACAUUGACGGGAUGGAGUCUCCAGGGCAGUCGCGUAUGAAACAACCCAGUCGUACUCAACUGCCCCAGGAAGAGAAAUUGAUUCUCAGUGACGAUGACAUUGUCGAUUGA